GAAAUCCUUGAGCGGCAUUUACUGUGAAUCGGGAUGCAGCCGUAAAAGACAAAGCAUAUUUUGCAAAAAGGAAUGUCAAAGUAGAGACCAACGUGCACAAAGAAAAUACUCGGGUUGACAGUUGCUGUUCAUUCUUCAGGGAUUUGUUUUAUUUACUGUGUCGCGUUUGCCUUCGAUACGUGGGCAUUUAAGAAAAGCAAGAAGGUCUGUUGUUUUGAGUGAGGGUCCUUGCAAGCGUUUCUGACACCCAUCAUGGGUUUUAUUGCCUAUCUGAAGACACAGUUUAUAUUGCACUUGCUUAUCAGCUUUGUGUUUGUUGUGAGCGGACUGAUCAUAAACUUCAUUCAGCUAUGCACACUGACACUUUGGCCGAUUAACAAGCAACUUUACCGCAGGGUCAACUGCCGCCUUUCAUAUUCAUUAUGGAGCCAACUGGUGAUGUUAUUGGAGUGGUGGUCAGGUACAGAAUGUACUCUCUUCACUGAAAAAGAAACCGUGGAUCAAUUUGGAAAAGAACAUGUCCUCAUCAUCCUUAAUCAUAACUUUGAAAUUGAUUUCCUCUGUGGAUGGACCAUUUGUGAGCGAUUUGGAGUGUUAGGGAGUUCAAAGGUUCUUGCAAAGCACGAACUAUUGAAAGUGCCAUUAAUUGGAUGGACCUGGUACUUCUUGGAAAUAGUAUUUUGUAAGAGGAAAUGGGAAGAGGAUAGAGACACAGUGGUUCAAGGACUCAAAAAUCUUGUAGACUAUCCAGAAUGCAUGUGGUUCCUUUUGUACUGUGAAGGUACUCGCUUUACAGAGAAAAAACAUCAGAUUAGUAUGCAAGUUGCUGAAUCAAAGGGUUUGCCUAAACUAAAGUACCAUUUGCUGCCCAGGACCAAAGGGUUCACUACUACUGUGCAGUGUCUCAGGGGAACAGCUUCAGCUGUCUAUGAUGUAACCCUUAACUUUAGAGACAAGAAGAAUCCUUCCCUAUUAGGAAUUUUAUAUGGGAAGAAAUAUCAAGCAGAUAUGUGUGUCAGGAGGUUUCCUUUAGAAGACAUUCCUGAAAAUGAGACCGAAUGUGCUGCCUGGCUUCAUAGACUCUAUCAAGAGAAGGAUACUCUACAGGAGCAUUAUGAAAAAGAAGGCACAUUUCCUGGGCCACAAUACAAACCACCUAGGAGACCAUGGACUUUGCUAAAUUUUUUUUUCUGGACAGUCGUUCUCCUCUCCCCUCUUUUUAAUUUUGCUAUUGGAGUAUUUGUAAGUGGCUCACCUCUUCUUAUUGUUGGAUUUAUGUCAUUUAUUGGAAUAGCAUGCUUUGCUGUACGACGGCUUAUAGGAGUGACUGAGAUUGAAAAAGGUUCAAGUUAUGGGAAUCAAGAGUUCAAGAAAAACAAGUAAUCCCUCCCUAAAACUUUUCUCUGAAUUCUACAAGGAAAAGAAGAAUUAACUAAAAUAUCUCAAAAUCAGCAUAUUUAAAUGUGACGUAAUCAGGCUGGAACAGCUACUAUUCAGUUUUUUCUCCAUAAAACAAUGCAAGUUUAUUAAUUGUGUGAAGAGGUACUUUUGAUCUAUUUUUAUUAACCCUAAUAAUUAAGGCCUUUGGUGAAAAAAGCUGCUCUAUUUGAAUUAAUCCAAAUAUUAUCUUCACUUGAUUCUUCGUUUCAUAAGAUCAUUUUGUUCUCCGUCCAAAAUGAAUUUUUCCAGCCUUGAGAUGCAGUGGUGUCUGGUUAUAUUUAUUCCAGUCAAACUAUGAAUCAGAAAUCACUUCACAGAUUUAACUGAAUUCUUUGCAGGAUUUUAUCCUUUUUGCUUCAUGCCUGUGAAUAAAAGUACUGUAUUAUG
Polypterus senegalus (gray bichir) is the source of this 1827-nucleotide messenger RNA. RefSeq names its product 1-acylglycerol-3-phosphate O-acyltransferase 3 (gene agpat3). Gene Ontology annotation, cellular component: endoplasmic reticulum; endomembrane system. The record is from RefSeq and is a predicted model, not a curated record. The coding region runs from base 253 to 1383 and encodes 376 amino acids. Gene Ontology annotation, molecular function: 1-acylglycerol-3-phosphate O-acyltransferase activity. The transcript is spliced from 9 exons. NCBI's taxonomy places the organism in Eukaryota, Metazoa, Chordata, Cladistia, Polypteriformes, Polypteridae.